Messenger RNA from Telopea speciosissima, 870 nucleotides. RefSeq lists its product as uncharacterized. The record is from RefSeq and is a predicted model, not a curated record. Gene Ontology annotation, molecular function: nucleic acid binding. NCBI's taxonomy places the organism in Eukaryota, Viridiplantae, Streptophyta, Magnoliopsida, Proteales, Proteaceae. Gene Ontology annotation, biological process: DNA integration. The transcript is spliced from 3 exons. The coding region runs from base 1 to 870 and encodes 289 amino acids.
AUGGGGUCUGAGCUGAGUCAUAGUUCAGCACAUCAUCCUGAGACAGAUGGACAAUCUGAGAGAACAAUUCAGACUUUGGAGGACAUGCUUAGGGCAUGUGCACUUGAGAUGAGUGGCAGUUGGGAUGAACACUUAUCCCUGGUUGAGCUUGCUUAUAAUAACAGCUACCACGCAUCUAUUGAGAUGACUCCGUUCAAGGCCCUGUAUGAUAGAAGAAGGCAGCAUAUCCAGUUCAGAGUUGGUGAGAAGGCAUUCCUGAAAGUAUCUCCAGUUAAAGGUGUUGUGAGAUUUAGGAAAAGAGGGAAGUUGAGUCCUCGAUACAUCGGACCAUAUGAGAUUAUAGCUAGAGUUGGUGUAGUGGCCUAUCAGCUUGCACUGCCCCCUUCACUUGCUGGUGUACACGAUGUGUUCCAUGUCUCUAUGUUGAGACAAUACAUCCCUGAUGCAUCCCAUCUGCUGCCUCAGCAACCAGCCAAGCUCAUUGGUGAUUUAACUUAUGAAGAGGUCCCAGAAGAGAUUGUUGAUAGAAAAGAACACAAUCUGAGAAAUCGAACUAUCUCUUUUGUGAAAGUUCGGUGGAGCAAUCACUCCGCUGCUGAAGCCUCUUGGGAAAGAGAAGACUUGAUGGGAGAGAGAUACCCUUAUCUCUUUAAUCUUCUAGGUUCCAGCUCUCAGUCUGUGAUAGCGUCAAUGCUAUGGGCUGCAUCGAUCCAGGACACGGAAGAAAUACUCGACACACCUAUGGAGGACUCUGAGGAUCCUUCCCAAUAUGCCCUUUUGGAGUCAGAGGACCCAUGUGAGACACUAUACCAGAGUUACCUGUGCCGAAUCUACUGCCUGAAGGCUAUGCAGAGCCUCUCCCUCAAUUAA